AUGACUGCCCUCCCAAAAAUAAGCGCCAGCGUCUUGAGUCCAACGCUGCUCGACAAUCUCGUCGAGAAGGACGAGACCGAUAUCAACAAGGUCAUCCGCGACCUGCCUCCCGUCAAACCCAUGACUCUCCCUUCUCGUCCCAGCGACGCGUACGGCACUCUCGCCUUUCUGCCGACCGAGAUACUCAUCGCCACGGCAUCGCACCUCGACGUCCUGACCUUGACGCGCCUAGCCCAGGCGUCGAUGGCCUGGAAGGACGUGGUCCACUUCAACCCCAUCUACCGCGACCUGAUAGCCCACGUCCCAGACGUCCUGGCCGCCCUUGCCGCCACGGGCCUGCUGGCCGUGCACCCCGCGCCCGUGCUGCACCACGCCCUCCGCUCCUGGCGCUGCUCCAGCUGCAACGUCCACUUUGGCGGCUACCUGUUCCUGCCCACGGCCGAGCGCGCCUGCCUCAGCUGCCUGGCCGAGAACCCAGCCCUGCGCGUCUACGACCCGGCGAGCGUGCAGCGGUGCUUCGGCUUGUCCGACUCGCAGCUCGCCCGCCUGCCGCGCCUGCGCGUCAUCCGCGGCAGCUACAAGGUCGGCUCGUACGCCGACGCCCGCGUCGGCAAGUCCAUGGUCGCCGUGGGCGCCGCCAGGAAGCUCUCGGCGGGCCAGCUCGCGCCCAUCGAGGACUCGGAGUGGGAGCACCCGCAGCAGCAGCAGCAGCAGCAGCAGCAGCAGCAACAGCUCGGCAGGGACGGCGGCGGCCGCCUGGGGUCCUUUGAUCGCCCGUCGUACGGCCCGAACCGGAGACCGCCCAGCGCCCACGUGACCAUGAUGCUGCGCACCAUGCGCGACGCGCCGCUCAAGCCGCCCGGCGGCGACCUGACGCUGCGCCCGAGGCCGCGCUACCGCAUCGACGACUACCUGUCGGGCGUGGCGGUCGUGCGGAUGCCGUACCUUCCCGGGCCGAGGCACGGGGCAGCCGCCACACUCGACCGCGGCCGCCUGUGCCGCGGCUGUCUGGUCACCCAGACCCACUACCGGAGCGGCAAGCUGCCCGGCGGCGUGGCGGCUGCCAUGUGGCCGUCGGACCUGGUGGACGGCGGGAGGCGGGCCAUGGAGGCCAUCACGACGCGGCUGUGGACGAGGGAGGGGUUUACGGAACACGUGAGGGAGUGCUACGGCGCGAGGUUGCUGUUGCGCCAGUGGGGGAUCGUUGAGGAAUGA
Molecule: messenger RNA, 1215 nt
Organism: Pyricularia pennisetigena
Lineage: Eukaryota; Fungi; Ascomycota; Sordariomycetes; Magnaporthales; Pyriculariaceae
Exons: 1
Coding region: 1-1215 (404 amino acids)
Molecular function (GO): protein binding
Source: RefSeq, a predicted model, not a curated record